Trichomonas vaginalis G3 is the source of this 1893-nucleotide messenger RNA. RefSeq lists its product as uncharacterized. The coding region runs from base 1 to 1893 and encodes 630 amino acids. The record is from RefSeq and is a predicted model, not a curated record. The transcript has a single exon. NCBI's taxonomy places the organism in Eukaryota, Parabasalia, Trichomonadida, Trichomonadidae.
AUGUUUCUUUUUGUUUUAAUCUUAAGUAUUUCUUCAAUUGAGAGAGCCGUUGCUCACGAUAAAAGGAAUAUCAUACGAAGAGAUAGGAUUCCUCAAUUCAGGGAUCAUAAUCCUUUCAGAAAAAAUAUAACACGAAAACUUUUCAAUUCACCGCAUAAUACUCAAAAGUCAGUCGUUGAAGAAUCAGAUGAUUUAAUUCACAACCAAAACGAUCGCUCAAAAAUUAUAGAAAAAUUAAAAUUAGAUGAACAAGAGCCCGAAUCAAAAUUUAUUGCUUCCCACAAUAAAGACAAUAGAAGGAUUGGAAACAGGAUCACUAAUAAAUUAAAUCCUGACGAAAAAAUAGAAAAAUCCGAAAAUACAGAAGAAAAAUCCGGAAACGAACCAGAGACAUCCAAGAAGCUUGAAGAAGCCUCAUUAGACGAAAUUUUCGAUAAAAUGGGCACAAAAAGACCAAAAGUUUCAAAACCAGGUUAUGUCGACAUAGGAGAUCCACCAACAACCCACAAACAUAUUGAAACAAAGGAUGGCGAAAUUACAGGUGUAUCCAAAAUGCCUACAAACAACAAACCAUUCAAACCAACAAAAGCCAACUCAAAAGGCCCAAUAAUAGCCAAAGACCCUAAUAAUAAUGAUGAGAAAGAAGGAGAUGAACCAGAAACCUCUUCAGAAUCAACAGAAAACAAAAUACCAAAAUCAGAUAUCAAAUUGAACACUACAAAAGAAGGUUCAAGUGCUAGAAACAAUAAUACCAUGUAUACAAAGACUUUACCAGAAGGAAAAUUAAAUAAUUUUACAAAACAUGGAAUUGAGCCCAUAAAAGAUAAUACAACAGCAUUAGAUAUCAACAUAGCCAAUAAAACAGAGGUUUCGGAUGAAAACGUGACAAAAUUAAAUAUUUCAGAAAAUAAUUCCACAAAAACAGAAGUAAAUGAGACCAAUACUACUAACCCUAGCCAAGGAAACCAAGAUCCAUUAAAGGGUGACAAUUAUCGUGAUCCAAGCCAAUAUGAUUUUUAUGAUGACGAUGAUAUGAUUGGUCCUGGCAAUUUCAAGUUCGGAUUCUUCGGCAGACGUGAUAAGAAUGGUAAUUUGAUAUGCGGAGCGAACGCAUUUUCUCCUGAUAACCAAAGUUGCCAAUGUACCGAUUCUUUCCCAGAAGGCAACCCAUAUGAUUCAUCCGGAUGCUAUAAAUGUGACAAGAAAUGUUCAUUAUGGGCUGGAUGCUACAGAGAUAACACAUGUCGCUGUAUGUACGGAUUUAAAGGUAAUGGCACUUUUUGCGAGUCGGAAUACGUUAAAUUAGAACGAAUUGAGCCGGUCAAAGGCCGUAAAUUGAACAUUACUUUCACAUUCCAAUCUGAUUCCGAGUUAGAUACACUUUACUGCAAAUUCGACUCCACAAUUGUCAGAGGUUAUGAUGUUACAUCAAACAACGCCAUUUGCGACAUUCCUGCAGGCGUUGAUUCAAGAUUUGCAUUUGCCAUCUCUAAAAACCCAACGAAUUUCGAGCAAGACAACACUAUUUACGAUAUUCCGAAGAAGGAAAACAUGAGGAGCAGGAAAAAAAUGGGUAUUAUCUUUAUAAUUUCGAUGGUUGUCGUAUCAAUCUUCCUUUCGAACACGAAACAGCCAAAGAAGCAGCUCCAACGAAAGAUAGUCAAGGAAUUACCUAAGCCAGGUGAAGAUGAUGUAGAACAGGAACAAGAUCCAACGACAAUGAAGUUUAAUGACGUACAAGGAACAAUUGAUGACAUUGAGAAUAUCCCCAAUGAUGAAAACGACGACGCUGAUGAAGAAUCUGUCUAUUCUCAGCCAAUUGAUACAAAUAUUCCUCCACCAGCUGAUGUUGAAGUUCCACAACAACCUCAACAGCCAAUUCAGCAGCUAUAA